This is a messenger RNA of Amblyraja radiata (thorny skate), 2096 nucleotides long. RefSeq names its product Ras association domain family member 8b (gene rassf8b). NCBI's taxonomy places the organism in Eukaryota, Metazoa, Chordata, Chondrichthyes, Rajiformes, Rajidae. The transcript has 5 exons. The coding region runs from base 504 to 1757 and encodes 417 amino acids. Gene Ontology annotation, biological process: signal transduction. The record is from RefSeq and is a predicted model, not a curated record.
CUCCCCUCCCCACCCCCUCCUCUUCCCCAACCCACACCGACGGAACCAGAUGUCGGGUCGAGAGACUGAGUAGCGGGAAUAAGCUGAGUUAGUGUCGGACUUCCAGAGCUGGUCGCUACGGUGGAGGGAGCUGUGUUAGGGCGAAACUCGAGGAGCCCAACAUCUGUUUUUUUUUUUUUAAAUAAGAAUAAAAAACAUCUGGAGCAGAUGGGCUACACCCAAGAAUGCGCAGAGAAGGAAAUGGACCGGGUUUUCAUUCUUAUUUUGUUUCGGGAUUUGUAAGCUGCAGGGGGAGGGAGAGAGAGGGGCAGCCCGCGCUGGUGUUGAAAUCAGGUCUGGAGUUUGGAAAUCGUUGCCUAGCCAUUCCAGCGGCUGAACUGGUCUAGACUUUGACGGAACGAAGCUGACAAUCUGUGGACAGCAGUAGCCGUACGCUUGAACACGCUGAUUGUCUUGCUGCGGUGUUGAUGGUGCGUGGGCCUGGACUGAGCUGAUGGUGUGUGAUGGAGUUGAAGGUGUGGGUCGAUGGAGUCCAGCGCAUCGUGUGUGGUGUCAGCGAGGCCACAACCUGCCAGGAGGUGGUCAUUGCUCUCGCCCAGGCCAUUGGGAGGACUGGUCGGUACACUCUGAUCGAGAAGUGGAGGGAGACGGAACGUCACCUGGCCCCGCACGCCAGCCCGCUGGGGGCCCUGAGUAAGUGGGGCCAGUACGCCAGCGAUGUGCAGCUGAUCCUGCGGCGCACGGGGCCCUCCCUGAGCGAGCGGCCCGCCUCGGACACGGGGGGCCGGGGGCCGGAGAGAACGUUGUACCGGCAGAGCCUGCCGCCCCUGGCCAAGCUCAGGCCCCAGAACGACAGGUCGCUCCGGCGGAAGGAGCCCAAGAGGAAGUCCUUGACUUUCUCCGGGAGCCCAAAGGGGUUCGUGGACGUUUUCGGCAAGUGCAAGGACUCGGAGUCCCGGCCGCAGGGCCCGGCCCCCAGAAGUGGCCUGGACGAGUUCAAGCGGGUGGUGCAGCGCCAGAAGGAGAGGCUUCAAGCUCUGGACAGGCAGCUGGAGACCAACCGGGCGGAGACCAGGUACUGGGAGGGGAAGGCCAGCUCUCGCGUGGAGGAGGAGACGGUCAGGUUGCAGCAGCGCAUCAGGAAGAACGAGGUGGAGAUCGAGGAGGAGGAGUUCUGGGAGAACGAGUGGCAGAUCGAGCAGGAGAACGAACGGCAGCUGAAGGAGCAACUGGAGGAGGUGAGGCGCCGCAUCAGGGACUCCGAGCAGAAGCUGACGGAGUGCGCGCAGAAGAUCCAGACCAUCGAGAGCGGCAUCGAGGCGGAGAAGCUGCAGCAGCAGCUCGAAGGGGCGCAAGUCAACGAGGAGGAGGUGAAGGGGAACGUGGUCAAAAUCAGGAAGGAUAUCGAGCUGAAGUACCAGCACAGCACCAGGCUACAGAACAGCUUGCGGGCUGUGGAGAGAACUUUGGGUCAAGUCAAUAAAAAGCUUCAGGAGAAGGAGCAGGAGUUGGAGCAGCUGACCAAGGAGCUUCGACAGGUCAACCUCCAGCAGUUCAUCCAGCAGACGGGCACCAAGGUGACCAUCCUGCCCGCCGAGCCUAGCGAGGAUGAGCUGCCUCCGUACAAGGAGAAAGCUACCCUGCCAUCAACAGGAUCCCUGAAGUGGCCUCCCUCCACACGCCAGCUGCCCAGCAACCUACGAAUUCUGCAGAACCCGCUCAUCUCCGGCUUCAACCCAGAAGGCAUCUACGUCUAACUACACAACGUAGCCACCACCAGCUGGUCCCAAGUUGCGGGUUACUCUCUGAUGGCCACUGGUGAUAAUACUGACCGCUGGGGCUAGGCUGGGGCCAGAGGGACAGAAGGGCGCGGCGUGCAGUGCAGUGCAGUGGUGUUAUCUCACUAUAGUGCCCGUUCUACUCAAGGCAUUAGACUGUGGUGCUGCAUAUGUUUUUUUCGAGGGGCUUGACACUGGUAUUUGUUCAUCUAAAGAUUUUUUUUAAACCUGGUUCAAUUUGCAUAAGUUAUAGGAGCGCAGGCCAUUCGGCCCAUCAGGUUUACUCCACCACUAAAUGAUGGCUGAUCUAUCUCUCCC